UCAUGUGACCCGAGAUUUGGUCGGACAGAGAAGGAGCAAGAUGAAGGCUUUGUGGGCGAGGCUGGCGCUGCUGGUGGUGGUGGCCCUGGAGCCGGCCUUCGGGAGCAAAUAUUCGCGGGAGGCCAACCAGGGCCCGGCUUCCACUCCUGAGGCCGCCGCCCCCGCCGCCUUCCGCCUGGCCCGCCUCAACCAAGCCUGGGAGAAGGCCCAGCGGCUGCACCUCUCGGCCGUGAAGCUGGCCGAGCUGCACAGCGACCUGAAGAUCCAGGAGAAGGACGAGCUUCAGUGGAAGAAGCUGAAGGCCGAGGGCCUCGACGAAGACGGGGAGAAGGAGGCCAAGCUCAGGCGCAACCUGAACGUGAUCUUGGCCAAAUACGGGAUGAACGGGAAGAGGGACGCUCCCCCCGGGGCCACCAACUUCAUCAAGGACGGCCUGGAGGAGGAGGACCUGCUGGACGACCCCCGGCUGGCCAAGCUCUGGAACAAGGCCAAGGCCUCGGGCAAGUUCUCUGAGGAGGAGCUGGAGAAGCUCUGGAGGGAGUUCAAGCACCACAAAGAGAAGGUCCGGGAGUACGAUAUCCUGCUGGAGACCGUGAGUCGCACCGAAGACAGCCAUAAGAACAUGAUCACCCAGGAGGAGGGGGAGGAGGAGGAGGAAGGGAGCCCCUUCCGGGAGGAGCGCCUGCACAGGAAGCACUCGGAGCUCAAGGAGAAGAUGCACAGCAUCAGCCAGGGAUUCGAGCGCCUGCGCCGCGUCGCACACCAGGGAUACGACCCCUCCAGCGAAUUCCAGGAGCCCCGCGUGAUUGACCUGUGGGACAUGGCCAAGUCCACCAACUUCACCGAGAAAGAGCUGGAUUCACUCCGGGAGGAGCUGAAGCACUUUGAGGCCAAGGUGGAGAAGCACCUGCACUUCCAGAAGCAGCUGGAGAUCUCGCACCAGAAGCUGAAGCACGUGGAAGGGACCGGGGACGAGGAACACCUCAGCCGCCACCAGGAGAAGCACGCCAUGCUGCAGGAGAAGACCAAGGACCUCGGGUACAAGGUCAAGAAGCACCUUCAGGACAUCUCUGGCAGGAUCUCUCGAGGCCUUCAGCACAAUGAACUUUGAGGCGUCCUUGCUGCUGCCUUUGGACUUUUGCACAUGGGUCGAAAUCAGGCGUGGAGUCUCUCCGGAGAUCGAGGUCGUUGGUGGAAGUCUCAAGGCCUCCUCCGCUGCCCUUUCCUCCUUCUCCGUCCCUGUUGAGACUUUGGCGCGUCGGGAGAAGGGCUGCUCCGCUGGUUUCUCUCCAUGCUGGGCUAGAUGUGCUGCAGAAGGGGGGCCUUUGAAGUGGGGCAACUGGGAGGAACUGGGAGGGGGCGGGUGGGCAGCCUCUGAACUGUUUCGCCAUAGGUGCCCAACAGAAAGGGGAUUUCUGAUUGCGUUGAUCCUGAGUGUUCACCCUCUCCGGUUGAAUAAAGGACACAAGUGGGACCAGA
Molecule: messenger RNA, 1479 nt
Organism: Anolis sagrei ordinatus
Lineage: Eukaryota; Metazoa; Chordata; Lepidosauria; Squamata; Anolidae
Source: RefSeq, a predicted model, not a curated record